AUUGAUGUCAAAAUGCAGCUUUAUUUGGAUAAACUGCAACUUCACGCGGUCACGCCUUCAUCAUUUAUUGUACUUUCUAGUUUCAACAAUCAGCGGCGGGGAAAAAACUGAAGCCGCGUCAGACUUCAAGUUGGGUUUGAGAGUUAGAGACCCCAAAUAGAAACUCUCCAUCUUUACUUUUCGUUGCAUUCGUUAUUCACUUCCACUGCACGAUCAAUUUUUAGAUUUGUUUUCGAUCCCCAAAACUCCCAAUUUCCACUGUUUCAUCAUCGCCAUGGACGCCGCUGUUAAGCAAGAAAUCAGUGAAGCUGGAGAACUAACGAUGGGAACCGCUCCGCCCAAGGCUUCUGUUUCUAAUCCGGAUGUAAUCGAACUCAGUAGCAGCGGCUCUGAUGACGACUCCGACGAUGAUUCCGUACUCGUUAAAAGGUCUCGAGAUUCGAACGGCGUCGAUGGAGAUUCAUCCAAGAAGCAGAAGUUCGAUGUAGUGUUACCUCUUGGCUUCCUCGAUCCCCUGCCACCGGAAGAACCUGUGCCUAUGCGGGAGACCGUCACGCCUCCUCAACCUCAAGGUGUUGCUUCGAGUUGCAAGCAGUUCUGGAAAGCCGGGGAUUACGAGGGCGCUCCUGGCGAUUGCCCGACAUCGUCUCUGAGUGGCAUGGAUCAUGUCAGGGUGCAUCCCAAGUUUCUGCAUUCAAAUGCUACUAGCCAUAAAUGGGCUCUUGGAGCUUUUGCAGAGCUCCUGGACAAUUCUUUAGAUGAGAUAUGCCAUGGAGCUACAUAUGUUAAUAUAGAUAUGCUGAAAAAUGAAAAGGAUGGUAGCAGAGUGUUGCUGGUUGAAGAUAAUGGUGGUGGGAUGGAUCCAGAUAAAAUGCGACAAUGCAUGUCUCUUGGAUAUUCUGCAAAAAGCAAAUUGGCAAAUACAAUUGGACAAUAUGGAAAUGGCUUCAAGACAAGUACCAUGAGGCUUGGAGCAGAUGUUAUUGUAUUUUCACGUUGUCAUGGAAAAGAUGGGAAAAGCCCCACACAAAGUAUUGGAAUGCUUUCGUACACAUUUUUGAGGAGUACAGGGAAGGAGGAUAUUGUAGUCCCCAUGAUCGACUAUGAGAAAGUAGGAAGCAAUUGGAAAAAGGUGUUGCGGUCAUCACCUGGUGAUUGGAAUACAAAUUUAGAUACUAUUGUACAGUGGUCACCUUAUUCAGAUGAAGACGAUCUUCUUCAGCAGUUCAAUUAUUUGAAAGAACAAGGUACACGCAUACUCAUAUAUAAUCUUUGGGAGGAUGACCAAGGAGAAUUGGAACUUGAUUUUGACACAGAUCCUCAUGAUAUUCAGAUUAGAGGUGUCAAUCGAGAUGAGAAGAAGAUACAGAUGGCAAAGCAGUUCCCUAAUUCUAGGCAUUUCCUGACUUACCGACAUUCGCUAAGGAGUUAUUCAUCAAUUCUUUAUCUUAGACUUCCACAUGGCUUCAGAAUUAUUCUACGUGGGAAAGAUGUUGAGCAUCACAACUUGGUGAAAGAUAUGAUGUUAACAGAAAAAAUCACAUACAGGCCACAGCCUGGUGCAUAUGGGGUUCCCAAGGAAUCAAAUAUGGUUGCUGUUGUGACAAUUGGGUUUGUCAAGGAUGCAAAAGAUCAUAUUGAUAUUCAAGGAUUCAAUGUUUAUCACAAGAACCGACUUAUUAAACCAUUCUGGAGGGUCUGGAAUGCUGCAGGGAGUGAUGGUCGGGGAGUUAUAGGUGUGUUGGAAGCUAAUUUUGUUGAACCAGCUCAUGAUAAACAAGGAUUUGAACGUACUACGGUUCUUUCAAGACUCGAGGCACGAUUAGUACAGAUGCAAAAAAAUUACUGGUCCACCAACUGUCAUAAAAUUGGCUAUGCUCCUCGGCGUCAAAAGAAGCUUGUUGAGUCUGCAAGUGGAGAGUCUUCACCUGAGUAUCUUCCUCACCGAUCAAAGCAUUCAGAAAAAGCUGCCUCCCCAAGCAGAAGAAGAGAGCCUGAACGAUCUCUUAAAACAGUUGACCCCAAACAUGGGAAUGCACACAUGAAUGAUAAAGGGGAAAAUGGAACAAAGAACACAAAAGGAUCAACUUCUAAAGAACCAUUGCCACCUUUUCUUGAAGAUGAUAGUGACACAGAGAUUCGAACUGUUCCUCUUGAGAGAGUGAUAAAGGGCAGUAGUAACAAGACAUCCCCUAAGAAAUCUUUCACAAAAGAUGGUUCUCUCACAAAAGAGUUCUCUCAUCCAUGUUCAGGAACUUGCAAAGCUCAAAGAGAUGAUUUAUCAAAUGGGCAUACUGCUAGAAGUUCACAGGCAAAGGCAGCUGAUAGGCGUGCCCAUUCCAGUUAUAGCGAAGAUGGUCUAAAUCAGCUGGGCAGAGAGGAUUAUAUGUCUGACAGAUUAAGGAAAGUGGAGGCUGCUUUACAAUUUGAAAGAGAUAGAUGUAAAUCACUAGAAGACCGACUUAACGAGGCAGAGCAAAGGAUUGAGGAGAUGAACAAGGAACAAGAGGCUUUGAUAGACAUAUUUUCAGAAGAGAGGAAUCGGAGAGACAGUGAAGAGGAGAAUUUGAGGAAAAAGUUGAAGGAUGCUUCUAAUACUAUACAAGAGUUGUUAGAUAAAGUAAGGCUGCUGGAGAAAAUGAGGUCUCCUAAGUCCUAAUUGUAAAAUGGAUCAUUAAAGAUGCUGGUGCCCCUUGCUGAAGGUGACUUAAUGGAACAUUGUUGUGGUUUCAAUUUCUCUGAGCAAUUUACACUCUUAUACACAACUAGUUGUUGAUCAUGCUGACCCAAGGAUACGUAAUUAGUUAUAUUUUGGCAAGCUGAUCAGAUUGGUGUCCAACUGUUCAUACAUCUUUAGAGGGAUCGUUGAAUGACGCAGUGUCUGGAGAAAGGAGGGAAGCUCUCUGGGGAAGUGAGAAUAUCUUUGUAUUAACAACUAUGUCACUAUAUUUCUGUCUAGAUUAUUUAUCUCUAAUUCUCUAUGUACACUUACCAAAAAGAUUCUAUCUCCAUGUACAGUUAUUUAUUUUAGUGUAACAUUUUUUUUUUUUGCUGAAAAUGCUAGUGAAGACUUUUUAAGCUGUAUCCUUGCAUUUGGUCUGACUGGUCAAAUUAUUGAUGUGGUUUAAAGGGUACUGAAUGGAUUUUUGAAGGGGUGGAUAUUUUCUUUUUA
Nelumbo nucifera (sacred lotus) is the source of this 3172-nucleotide messenger RNA. Its product is annotated as protein MICRORCHIDIA 7. Gene Ontology annotation, molecular function: ATP hydrolysis activity. The record is from RefSeq and is a predicted model, not a curated record. Gene Ontology annotation, cellular component: nucleus. Lineage: Eukaryota; Viridiplantae; Streptophyta; Magnoliopsida; Proteales; Nelumbonaceae.